Messenger RNA from Colias croceus (clouded yellow), 1931 nucleotides. RefSeq lists its product as uncharacterized. Bases 33 to 1730 code for a protein of 565 amino acids. The transcript has a single exon. The record is from RefSeq and is a predicted model, not a curated record. NCBI's taxonomy places the organism in Eukaryota, Metazoa, Arthropoda, Insecta, Lepidoptera, Pieridae.
UCACAUUUCAAUUAUAUUUAUUCCAGUAAAUAAUGAACCCAGUCGACAACAACCAGUUUGAAGUUAGAUCAGCAAAACGAAAGAUCAAAACCGGACCCAAUGUAUACUUGAACCCUGCCCUGGACUUGCUCGCCAAUGAGGACCCUAUGUGUAACACAGCCAUGGAAGUAACACCUAAUAAGAGACGCAAAAGAACUAUGAGCUGUGAUAUAGCUGCAUUUGAGAACACCGCUUUAGACCUGGGAAUCAGCAAGGCAGCUGUAAACGAGUUUCUAGUUAGAGAACUUCAGAACGUCAAUAAGAAUAUAAGAGCAUAUGAAACACCUAAAAAGACUAGUGCUGAGAGCAGUGCUGAAAUAGACGAGCCUAUUUAUGCAAAUUUAAUAAAUACACCACCCGUACCGCCAAGAAAUUACUCUUCUGAAGUUAUUGAUCAAAAUACAAUGCCUGAUAUGGAUCACUGUAGCCUCAAUGACAGUGUAGCGGAAGUUGAUUCUGGAAUAUCAAUCUUAGAACAAAAAUCCAACAACGAACUUGAAAACAAUGAUCUCUCUGUUAUAAAUAACACAACAAACAUACAAACAAAUAUUACAAAUCAACUAUUUGUUAAUAAUUCAGCAAAUCUCAAUUUAAGUUUCAUCGACAGACUCGCUCUAGAUUCUCCACAAACAUCCAACAAGUCAUUAUAUUUUGAUGAUGAUUUAAAUGAAAGCAACAUAAUGGAAAUAAAAACUAUAACAAUAAUAACUAAGAAGAAAAUUGUGCCAAAGAAGAAUACAAAUCCGUUCCUAGAUCCGAAUUUAGAUGUAAAUGUAGAAACAAUUGGAGAAAAUCCAUUUUUGAAUGAAAAUUCUAAUACACAUGAGAUGGAAUAUAACGAAGAAGUAUUAACAAGGCCAAUAGAAAUGCCUGCACCACUAAAUCUGAUGCCCAGAAGAUUAUUUGUCAAUGAUACAAAUAGCACAAUAUCUACUGUAAAUGAGUCAUCAUUGAACACAGAUUGUCCAGAAUAUGAGAAUGUAGAAUACAGACCAGAAAGUCCUAUUUACGAAAAUAUUGAUGAUAUACAAUACAUGGAAGAUCCACUCUACAAUAAGCAAAGCAAAAUACUCGGACACGAUGUCUCGAAAUUUAGCGCGUUAGACAUCAUGAACUUAAACAAAAUGCUCCAAUCAAACACAUCAAAUGAAUCAACAGACAGUAAAAAGGAUUUGAAACAUCACAUACUAAAAGCUAGUAACAAACUAUCAAAGAAAGUGUUCAAAACAUUAAAAAAGACAUUCAAAGGUGACAAAAUUGAACACAACACGACUCUAAAUCCAUAUGAAGUGCCGAGAAAACCGCCGAAAGAAAAAGUAGAGAAAAAAGACUCUGGUAUCGAAAACCCAGCUUUGAAACUUGAUAAUUCUGAUGACAUAGAAAUAGAAGAACUGAUUGAGAAUGAAGAUGAACAGUACGAAACUAUAAAGACGAUAAGAAAUACUAGAUUAAAUGGUAAUGUAACACCUUUAAAAGAAAGAUCAAAUGACAAUGAUUUGUCUCAUAACAAAACAUAUACACCAGGAAAGAAAGUCAGAUUUGAUUCAACAUUAAAUAGGGAAAAAAUAAUAACUGGAGAUAGUUUUGACUGUGAUAUACAAAGUCCAGGGUUUGAUUCCAAAAUUGACAAAUACCAUGAUGAGUUGGAAAACUGCAUAAAUGAAAGGAAAUUUAUUCAGCAAAAUAUGUAAUUUUCUAUAAUAAUAGAUUUAGGUUUUCUGUACAAACUAAAAUAGGUUUUUUUAUACUAUGUUCACUAUUGUGAAUUAUUUUUAUUUAUUUUCUAGAUAUAAGAAAAAUCCACCAAAUACAUAUUUCUAUAACUUCUAUGUAACCAAAAACUUUAAAGUACUUAAUAUGUCUUAAUUUUCUAAACCAAAAAGAUAAUAACA